Molecule: messenger RNA, 1116 nt
Organism: Grosmannia clavigera kw1407
Lineage: Eukaryota; Fungi; Ascomycota; Sordariomycetes; Ophiostomatales; Ophiostomataceae
Product: beta-glucanase
Exons: 4
Coding region: 1-1116 (371 amino acids)
Biological process (GO): glucan catabolic process
Molecular function (GO): hydrolase activity, hydrolyzing O-glycosyl compounds
Source: RefSeq, a predicted model, not a curated record
AUGGACGCCUACAGAGGCUACAGUGCGCCGUGGUGGGAUGUACGAUUCUGGUCGAACAAGAUAUGGGCCGCGCUGGUCGGAGGCCUUGUCGUGAUCAUUGUCAUUGUCGUCCCGGUCGCCGUGGUCGAAUCUCGCAAACACAGCAAGUCGGCCUACCCAACGUACAGCAAGAUCAACUACACCCUCUCAGACACAUACUCGGACGAGAACUUUUUUGACAAGUUCGACUAUUUCAGCGGAUACGAUCCUGCCAAUGGCUUUGUCCAUUAUGUGCCUCAGGGUACGGCCGAAAGCCUGAACCUCACGAGCGCCUCGACGUCUGCGGCUGUCGUCCGUGUCGACACGUCUGUCGGGAACACGUCGUCUCCGGAUGCCCCGACUGGCCGCUUCUCCGUCCGGCUCACGUCCAAGACCCAGUACGACAGCGGGCUCUUCAUCUUUGAUAUCAAGCACACACCCUAUGGCUGUGGCACGUGGCCAGCAUUGUGGCUGUCCGACCCAAACAACUGGCCCGACAACGGCGAGAUCGACAUCAUGGAGGCUGUCAACCAGGGCACGUCCGGCAACCAGGUUACGCUGCACACCACCGACGACUGCACGAUGAAGUCGGUUGAGCGCAUCAUGUCCGGCACCGUCGACCAGGCCGACUGCCACAACACGACCAACGAAAACGCCGGCUGCGGCGUCACCGGCAAGAACUCCACGUACGGCCCGUCGUUUAACGACGCUGGCGGCGGCAUCAUGGCUGUCGAGUGGCGCGAUGCCGGUAUCCGCGUAUGGCAGUUUGACUCUGAUGCUGUGCCCUCGGACAUCAGCAACGACGCGCCCGACCCGAGCACGUGGGGGACUGCUCUGGCCGACUUCCCCGACACCAAGUGCAGCAUCAGCAGCCACUUCCGGAACGCGAGCAUCAUCGCCAACAUCGACCUGUGUGGAGCGCUGGGUGAGGCCAAGUACGCCUCGUCAGGCUGCCCGAACAACUGUGUUGGUAGCCACACGUGUGUCGGUGGCUACACGCCCACAAACUGCACCGAUUACGUGGCCAACUAUCCGAAUGCGUUCAAGGAUGCAUACUGGGAGUUUGGCACCUUUAAGGUCUUCCAGGCGAGCUCAUAG